AGAACAAGCAGCAGUUUGGAGUGAUGGCCAGUUUAUAGGAACUAAAGCUGUUGGCAAGAAAAUCAUCACUUGAUUAAUUUCAAAUAAGCAAAUCGAAGACAAAAUAUGUGUCAUGCCCAAAGGAAAGGAAGCUAAAGGGACUAAGGUCACCCUCAAGGCCGCCAAAAAGGCGAUACGGAUGACACUAGACGGACGACACAGACUGACCCUUAGCAACAUGGGUAUAACCAUCUUCCCAAAGUGUCUCCUCAAGCUAACCAAUGUAGAUGAGUUGGACCUCAGCCGCAACCUGAUAAGGAAACUCCCAGACAACUUCGGGAACUUCUCAUCACUCAGAUGGCUUGAUCUGCACAGCAACAAACUUGAGUCUGUGCCAGAGUCAAUCGGUAACCUGGUGGUGCUGACCCACCUCAACCUCUCUAACAACUUCCUAACCUCGGCAGGUUUACCCUCCACUCUGGGUUCUCUCACCAGUCUGACGUAUCUCAAUCUGGGGAUGAACAAGCUGGACACUCUACCUCCCACUAUGGCAGCUCUAGGGAAUCUCCAAGAUUUCGGUCUAUUUGACAACCACUUCAUCAACCUACCAGAUUUUUUGCAUGUCCUAAAACACCUCACCAAAUUGAACAUGAAACAAAAUCCUCUAUCGUAUAUUCAGGAGGAUGGUGAGGAGACGCGACAAAAAAAAUCUGAGCCAGAGGAAGUGUACCUAGUAUCUGAGAACAAGCUGUGUAGGCCAUACUUAAGAAGAUGUAAAGAGCAGAGGAAAAGGCUUACAGGACAAGGAAGCGAUUUGAUCGAGGAGAAAAGGAUAAGGACUUAUGCAGGACUGAUGGUGCCAAACUCAGUAGCUGCAAUCAAUCAGGAUGUGUGGAGAAUCAGAGCGGUGGAACUUUUGCAAUAA
Paralichthys olivaceus (Japanese flounder) is the source of this 904-nucleotide messenger RNA. RefSeq names its product leucine rich repeat containing 18a (gene lrrc18a). The record is from RefSeq and is a predicted model, not a curated record. Gene Ontology annotation, molecular function: protein binding. Lineage: Eukaryota; Metazoa; Chordata; Actinopteri; Pleuronectiformes; Paralichthyidae.